AUGGUACGUCGUCAUAGCCGGAAACAGUCAGAGCCACCAGCCAAUGAUCUUUUCAAUGCUGUGAAAGCCGCCAAAAGGGGUCACUAUAUCUACCUUGAGGCUGACAAGUUCUCCCAGGGAGGGCAGUCAGUCGGACUGGUGAGCCGGCCCUUCUGCACCCUGGGUGACAUCUACGUGGAGUUCGCAUACCACAUGUAUGGCCUUGGGGAGGGUGCUAUGCUCGAACUCCUGGGAAGUCCUGCGGGGAGCCCCCCGAUUCCUCUCUGGAAACGCGUGGGGUCUCAGCACCCUUACUGGCAGAACACCUCCAUCACCAUCCCCUCAGGACACCAACAGCCCAUGCAGCUGAUUUUCAAGGCCAUCCAGGGCAGCAACACAGCCUUUGUGGUUGCUAUGGGUUUCAUCUUGAUCAAUCCUGGGACUUGUCCAGUAAAAGUGCUACCAGAGCUUCCUCCCGUAUCUCCAGUUUCUUCCGCUGGCCCUUCUGAAACCACUGGCCUCACAGAAAACCCUACAGUCUCCACAAAGAAACCUACAGUUUCCAUAGAAAAACCCAGUGUCGCCACAGAAAAGCCCACAGUCCCCAAGGAAAAGCCCACCAUUCUCACAGAAAAACCCACCAUCCCCACAGAAAAACCCACCAUUCCCUCAGAAAAACCCAUUCCCUCGGAAAAACCCACCAUUCCAGAAAAACCCACCAUCUCCACAGAAAAACUCACCAUCCCCACAGAAAAACCCACCAUCCCCACAGGAAAACCCACCAUCCCCGCAGAGAAGCUCACAGCCCUGAGGCCACCCUAUCCCAGCCCCACAGCCACUGGGCUGGCAGCCUUGGUGACGUCUCCACAUGCUCCAAGUACCCCUAUGACCAGUGUGAUCCUGGGCACUACCACAACCCCCAGAUCCAGUACAGAGAAGAACUUGAGUUUGGGGGUAGAGGAGAGACAGGGAGACUCCCUGAGAAAGCCGUGGAAUGAAAGCGUGACAGAGGCUGUUUUCCCCUUAGAGCGCUGCCCCCCAAAUGCCAGCUAUGAAUCCUGUGCUGGUCCUGCUUCAUGCAAGAGCCCCAGGCCUAGCUGUGGGCCCCUCUGUUGGGGGGGCUGUGUCUGCAACCCUGGCUUUUUGUUUAGUGACAACCACUGCAUCCAGGCCUCUUCCUGCAAUUGCUUCUACAACAACAACUACUAUGAGCCUAGGGCAGAGUGGUUCAGCCCCAACUACACAGAACAUUGCCACUGCUGGCCGGGCAGUUGGGUCGCGUGCCAGAUCUCUCAGUGUGGUACACACACCGUGUGGCAGCUUAAGAAUGGCCAGUACGGAUGCCACCCCUAUGCAGGCACUGCCACUUGCUUGGUCUACGGAGUCCCUCAUUAUGUCACCUUUGACGGGAGGCACUUUGGCUUCAUGGGCAAGUGCACUUACAUCUUGGCUCAGCCCUGUGGCAACUCAACAGACCCAUUUUUCAGGGUGACAGCCAAGAACGAGGAGCAGGGACAGGAAGGUGUGUCCUGCCUGAGCAAAGUCUACGUGACCCUGCCCGAGACCACCGUCACCCUGCUUAAGGGCAGACGCACUCUGGUUGGGGGUCAACGAGUUACUCUCCCAGCCAUACCCUCUAAAGGCGUCUUCCUGGGUGCAAGUGGGCAAUUUGUGGAGCUGCAGAUGGAGUUCGGUUUGUGGGUGAGAUGGGAUGGUGACCAGCAUCCUGUGUCCAGCACCUACUCUGGCAAACUCUGUGGUAUGUGUGGGAACUAUGAUGGCAACAGUGACAAUGACCCUGACGCCGUCCCAGCAGGAGACGAGGAGCUGGGGAACAGCUAGCAGACGGACCAGGACGAGGACCAGGAGUGUCAGAAGUACCAGGUGGUGAAUCCCCCAUCUUGUGAUUCAUCUCUGCAGAGCAGCAUGUCGGGGCCAGGGUUCUGUGGACGGCUGGUCAACACUCGUGGCCCAUUUGAGACAUGCCUGCUGCACAUGAAGGCCACUUCCUUCUUCGACAGCUGCAUGCUUGAUAUGUGCAGAUUCCAGGAGCUGCAGCACCUGCUGUGCACACACAUGUCCACCAUGACUGCCACCUGCCAGGAUGCAGGCCAUGCCGUGAAGCCCUGGAGGGAACCCCACUUCUGCCCAAUGGCCUGCCCGCCCAACAGCAAGUACUCCCUGUGUGCGAAGCCAUGCCCUGACACCUGCCAUUCAGGAUUCUCUGGCAUGUGCUGCUCAGACCGGUGCGUGGAGGCCUGUGAAUGCAAUCCGGGCUUCGUCCUCAGUGGCCUCGAGUGCAUACCUCGCUCCCAGUGUGGGUGCCUCCACCCUGCAGGCAGCUACUUCAAGGUAGAGGAGUGGUGGUACAAGCCAGGCUGCAAAGAGCUAUGCGUCUGUGAAAGCAACAACAGAAUUCACUGCCAGCCCUGGAGGUGUAGGGCCCAGGAGUUCUGUGGCCAACAGGAUGGUAUCUGUGGCUGCCAUGCCCAAGGUGCUGCCACCUGCACGGCCUCGGGCGGCCCCCACUACCUGACCUUCGACGGCACCUUGCACUGCUUCAUGGGCACCUGCACCUAUGUCCUGACCCGGCCUUGCUGGUCCAGGUCCCAAGACAGCUAUUUUGUUGUGAGCGCCACCAACGAGAACCGCGGGGGGAACCUGGAGGUCUCCUACAUCAAAGCCGUCCACGUGACGGUCUUUGACCUCAGCAUCUCACUGCUCAGAGGCUGUAAGGUCAUGGUUGGAGGGCAAUGGCACAAUCAUAGCUCAAUUUUGAUUGAAGUGGAUAUCAAAGCAGCCCCAGGGAAGCCACAUGGCCCUGAUCCUUCCUGGCCCCUCCCCUGGCUCACCGUGUUCCUUCCCGGCCCCUCCCCUGGCUCAUCUGCCUUCUCUCUUCCUGCAGGACCCUUCUCUCAGUGUCACCAGCUGGUGCCUCCCCAGUCCAACUUUGUCAGUUGUGUGCACGGCCAGUGUGGGACCAAGGGCGACACCACGGCCCUGUGCCGCUCCUUGCAGGCCUACGCGUCCCUGUGUGCCCAGGCUAGCCAGGGCCCUGCCUGGCGGAACAGAACCUUCUGCCCUAUGAGGUGCCCACCUGGCAGCAGCUACAGCCCCUGUGGCAGCCCCUGCCCAGCCACCUGCAGCAGCAUAAACGACCCGAGGGACUGCCCCAAAGCACUGCCCUGUGCUGCGAGCUGCGAAUGUCAGAAAGGCCACAUCUUGAGUGGAACCUCCUGUGUGCCCCUUGGCCAGUGUGGCUGCACUGACCCAGUAGGCUCCUACCACCCGGUCGGGGAGUGCUGGUACACAGAGAACACCUGCACCGGGCUCUGCACCUGCUCCGUCCACAACAUCACCUGCUUCCAGAGCACCUGCAAACCCAACCAGAUGUGCUGGGCCCUGGAUGGGCUGCUCCGUUGUUGGGCCUCAGGUAUGGGAGUGUGUCAGCUCCCAGGGGAGUCCCACUACGUGAGCUUUGAUGGUAGUAACCAUUCUAUCCCGGAUGCCUGCACUCAUGUCCUGGUGAAAGUGUGCCACCCCGCCAUGGCCUUGCCCUUCUUCAAGAUCAGUGCCAAGCAUGAGAAGGAGGAAGGUGGAACUGAGGCUUUCCGCCUUCACGAGGUCUACAUUGACAUCUACGAUGCCCAGGUCACCCUGCAGAAGGGCCACCGUGUGCUGAUCAACAGCAAACAGGUCACCCUCCCCGCGAUCUCCCAGAUCCCUGGGGUCAGUGUCAAGUCCAGCAGCAUCUACACCAUUGUUAACAUCAAGAUCGGGGUGCAAGUCAGGUUUGACGGGAAUCGUCUCUUAGAGAUUGAAAUCCCCACAACCUACUAUGGAAAGGUCUGUGACAUGUGUGGGAACUUCAAUGAUGAGGAAGAGGAUGAACUAAUGAUGCCCAGUGACGAACUAGCACAUAGUGACAGUGAAUUUGUGAACAGUUGGAAAGAUAAGGACAUUGACCCAAGGCUAUCCAGAAGAGAAUCCUUCACCAGCCCAAGUGUGAGCAGGCCUGGAGACUCUGCUGCUGAACUGCACCCCCUGAUGGCCAGCCUGGAUGUCACCUCUAUCCUGCUUGAGCCAGGCUCCCUGGAUCCCUGGACCACCUCCACUCCAGACCAGACAAUGGGGAAGCUGCCGGUCCCACACCAUUUUUGAGUUUUCUCCUCUUUCCUUCUGCUUAAAGUUCCCUCCAAGGAUUUAAGUGCAAGUCAUCCCAGAAACCCAGACUUUUGCUGCCAUGAUCUCUACAUGUGAACUCCUCCCAAGAGUAGAGCUGCCCAGAAGGACCAUCUGUGGUGAUGGAAAUGUUCUAUGAAUGCGCCAUCCAAUAUGCCGGCCACUUGAACACAUGUGUUCCUGGCCCUCUUGGGCACUGGAAUUAGAAACAUAAGGAAAACCAAGGAACUUUAAACAUUUACAAAAGUAGAAGAGUACAGUGAACCCCCGUGGACCCACUGCGCAGCUUAAAUAGCAAUCAGGAUUUUGCCAAUGUGCUCCAAACUAUCCUCCCCUUCCCCCCUUUCUCUUGGCUGGGAUGUUUUAAAGCAAAUCCUAGAUAUGUCAUAAAAAGGAAAUGUAAAAAUAGAACAAAAAUUA
This is a messenger RNA of Nomascus leucogenys (northern white-cheeked gibbon), 4581 nucleotides long. Its product is annotated as zonadhesin-like. The record is from RefSeq and is a predicted model, not a curated record. NCBI's taxonomy places the organism in Eukaryota, Metazoa, Chordata, Mammalia, Primates, Hylobatidae. Gene Ontology annotation, cellular component: extracellular matrix; membrane.